GAUAACCGGAACCAGUAGCUCUGCGGAACUCCAGGCGUGUAGUUUAUAGUAAUAUUAUAAACAGGUCAUAGUGUCGGAAUAAUCGGAUAUUUUACUAUUUUGUCUCACCGCGACAAUUUGACUUUUCUUAAGGACGUGCUUUACUUUCACUUUCAUUUAGCACCGAGUGGAUGUCAUUAUUCAGGUUUGUUCUUUUUGUUAAAAAACGACACAUCAUGUUAAAAACCAGAAGUGGAUUAUUAAAAUUUUUAAUUCACAUUUCCGAAAUCAUUCGAGUAGUUUGAGCAUCAUUAGGUGGCUGUACCUACAGGCUAGUUGGUGUUCACCCACUGGAAUGUUUAUUUCCUCUGGACCUCCAGAGUCUGGAACCGAUGGUUGUCCUAUUUCAUCUAGAAGAUGUUGAAAUUGAGCAUUAUACUUUUCCUUUCCCUCACCCCUACUCUUGAUGCCAGAGAUGGUGGAAAUGUUGUAUUUGGCAGUUUCGGUACAACUGGUCCAUCGUUCGAAUGGAAGAUGAGAUUAACGGAUUCUGUUAAACCACUUCUCUACGAUCUCUUAAUCCACCCAAAUCUGACUUCACUGAACUUCACGGGAACUGUACAAAUUCAUUUAGAGGUGCAGCGGGAAACGAAACACAUCUUUCUUCACAGCAAGAACCUUCAUAUCUCAAAAGCAUUCAUUCUAGGAUCCAGACAUCCUCAUCACCUUGUCGUCCGCGAGUCUGAACUAUACGAGCAGAUCGCACUGUUCUGCGAAGGCUUCACGUUUACUCGGGGAAACCAUAUAAUACAGCUGCAUUUCUCUGCUAACCUGUCUGACAGUUUUCACGGCUUUUAUAAAGGCUCAUACACCACGCGCAGUGGUGAAGUCCGGUCGUUGGCAUCCACCCAGUUUGAGCCCACACAUGCCCGAGCUGCAUUCCCAUGUUUCGAUGAACCAUCCUUCAAAGCCAACUUUUCUAUCCGUAUACGUCGAGAGCCGAGGCAUAUUUCCAUUUCCAAUAUGCCUAAGUUGAAAACCGUGGAGCUUGCAGAUGGUGUAUUGGAGGACAAGUAUGAUGUCAGUGUGAAGAUGAGCACCUAUCUAGUGGCCUUUAUCAUCUGUGAUUUUCUCUCCAUCAGUAAGAGGAGCCAGCAUGGAGUGGAGAUAUCGGUGUACACCGUUCCAGAGAAAAUCAGUCAGGCAGAAUACGCCCUAAACACAGCAGUGACGCUGCUCGACUUUUAUGAUGAUUAUUUUGAAAUCCCAUAUCCACUUCCCAAACAAGAUCUUGCAGCAAUCCCAGACUUCCAGUCAGGUGCUAUGGAGAACUGGGGCUUGACUACAUACAGAGAGUCAGGGCUCCUCUUUGACCCUGAACGGUCAUCUACCUCAGACAAACUGGGCAUCACCAAGGUCAUUGGCCAUGAGCUUGCCCAUCAGUGGUUUGGAAACCUGGUGACAAUGCAUUGGUGGAAUGACCUCUGGUUAAAUGAGGGUUUUGCCAAGUUCAUGGAGUUUCUGUCCAUCGACAUCACCUACCCUGAGCUGCAAGUGAAUGAUUACUUCCUGGAGAAGUGUUUUACUGCAAUGGGGGUAGACUCUUUAAGAUCCUCCCACCCCAUCUCUACUCCUGUGGAGAAUCCUGCAGAGAUAAGGGAGAUGUUUGAUGAUGUAUCUUAUCAGAAGGGAGCCUGUGUUUUGAACAUGCUACGAGAUUUCCUGACCCCAGAAGUCUUUAAAAUGGGUAUUAUACGUUACCUGAAAAAGCACAGCUACCAGAACACUGUGAAUGCCCACCUUUGGUACAGUCUGACAAACGUAUGUCAAUCAGGUGACUUGGAUGCAGGAAGACUGAAAGCAGCUGGUUUCUGCUCUGACAGGAAGUCUAGAACUUCUGCCUCCAAAUGGUAUAUGGAGGAUGACCUGAACGUGAAGGCUCUCAUGGAUACCUGGACACUGCAAGAGGGGUUUCCCAUGAUCACUGUGGAGGUUAAAGGUCGAGAGGUCAGACUGAAACAGGAGCGGUACCUUAAAGGGGCAGAUCCUUCAAAGAAUUCGAGUUUCCUGUGGCAAGUGCCCUUGACCUACAUUACCAGCAGUUCCAGGUCUGUUCAGCGUUUUCUUCUAAAAACUAGAAAAGAUGUGUUAUAUUUGCCCAUGGAAGUGGAGUGGAUCAAGUUCAACGUGGACAUGCGAGGGUAUUACAUGGUCCAUUACGAGGAUGGAGGUUGGGACCCUCUGAUCAGGCAGCUCCAGCACAAUCACACGGUGUUCAGUGGGAACGACCGAGCCAGCCUGAUCCACAACAUCUUCCAGCUGGUCAGCAUCGGGAAAGUGCCUCUGGACAAGGCUCUGAGCCUGAGUGUGUACCUGAGGCAUGAAGUGGAGGUGAUGCCUGUCACACAGGCCUUCAGUGAGCUGGUGCCUCUCUACAAACUCAUGGAGAAGCGAAAUAUGGCAGUUCUGGAGCACAAGCUGAAGGGCUUUUUAGUUCACCUCUUCCAGGGCCUGAUCGACGCGCAGCAGUGGAGCGACGAGGGCUCAGUGGCAGAACGUGUGUUGCGCAAUUACCUGCUUCUUUUUGCCUGCGUACGCCGUUACGCACCCUGCGUCCGUACAGCCCAGGAGCUCUUCCACAAGUGGAAAGACGCAGAUGGCGAGAUGAGGUUGCCUGCUGAUGUCCGGUUAGUGGUGUACACGGAAGGCGCAAGAACAGAAGAAGGCUGGGACUUCCUUCUGGAAAAAUACCUCCACACCAUGUACCCAUCUGAGAAGGCUCAGAUCAAAGCUGCAUUGUCCUACAGUCCGCUGGCUCACAAGCUGCAUUGGCUUCUGGAGAGGGCUUUGAAAGGAGACAUGCUUAAGACCCAUGAACUGCCAUCUCUACUUAUUAGUGUCAGUAAAAACCCCAAAUCCUACAAAAUGGCCUGGGACUUCCUAAAGUCCAAUUGGCAAGAACUGGUUAAGAAGUUUGAUCUUGGCACCUCCUCUAUCUCACGCAUGGUUGUUGGAGUGACCAAUCAAUACUCAACCAAGGAAAUGUUAAACGAGGUGCGAUUGUUCUUCAGUUCCCUGCAAGAUGACAUGGGAGCCAGACUGCGCAGUGUUCAGCAGGCCUUGGAGAACAUUGAGGAGAAUAUACGGUGGAUGGAGAAGAACACUCCCCUUCUCACAGAGUGGCUCAACAUCCACAGUGUCUGAGUGCGCUAAGAGCUUUGACAGGACUGGACAAAGAUUAUGACCAGUAAUUAUACCGACUACGAGUGGAAGAAGCUGAAGGUGUUUUGCAUUUAUGGACUUUUCUAUGCAGGAUUAGCUUAACGUGACUAAAAAAGGUUCGCCCAUCAGAGUUGUGUUCCUUCAUCAGGGGGACUGCAGAAGAUUAAGUUGAAGUGACUAAAGGGCUACAGAACUGGGACCUGUCAGCCUAGAGACACUCGAUAUUUCAGUUUAAAUUUGUAAUACAAGUUUGACAAGUUCUUCUCUUUUUUUGAACAGACAAAACUAGGUAUUUGAAUUCCCAUGUGGACUUUUAUCAUACAAAGUACAAAAUAGCCAUUUGAUAUAUUCAUUUAAAUACACAAAUCUCAAACAGAUAGAUUAAAUACAGUGUCGUUAAUCGAGAAAUGUAUCUAAACCAAAAAUGUUAGUUUGGAUUCAUCUAAAUGCUGCUCUAAACGACCACAGGGGCUGUGAACUGAAUUUAGUUUUAACACCCUAAAGUGUAUUAUCAAGCAUGUCUUAUUGCCUGGUGUCAGCACAUGAUCAGCACUGCAAAACGUUUUAUGGUAGAUUGCGUCAUGCUUGUUUCUGAAUAUGUUGCUUGCAGAAAGACCUGCUGAUCCAAGUUUUGAUUAAGAAACAGAAAUUGUAAUGAAUAUUUUUUGUAAUGUAAAAACUUUUAUUCACAUAUAACAGAGAAUAAAAAUGCUUUAAAGUGAA
Molecule: messenger RNA, 3924 nt
Organism: Electrophorus electricus (electric eel)
Lineage: Eukaryota; Metazoa; Chordata; Actinopteri; Gymnotiformes; Gymnotidae
Gene: erap1a
Product: endoplasmic reticulum aminopeptidase 1a
Biological process (GO): peptide catabolic process; proteolysis
Cellular component (GO): membrane; cytoplasm
Molecular function (GO): peptide binding; zinc ion binding; metalloaminopeptidase activity
Source: RefSeq, a predicted model, not a curated record